GCUCCCGCGGUAGCAGCGCGGUGCGCGGCUCUCGUGCUCUCCCUGAAGCUCCCCACCGUCCGCUGUUAGUGGCUGCGGGAUUUCAGGGCGGAAGGGCGGCCGGUCUCCAGUGGCGGCCAGAAAGGAGGAGGCUCCGUGAGGAACUUGACUGAACAGCAGCUUUCAAAACAGAUAAGGAGCUGUGGGAAGUAGAAUGUCGGAAGAUAUUAAGGGAAUUGAAAAAGAAGUAGAAAUUGAAUUAGACAGAAUCAGUGUUUCUUCGUUUGGAACAGAUGAUCCUGACACAGAGGUAUCAGAGGAACCCUUGAGUGACAGUGAGACUAUUUCAGGUGACUUACCAGAUUCAGUUCUUGCCUAUUUAAACUUUAUCAAGAGCAGCAAUCAAGAUGCUGAAAAGCUUAUACUGCAGUACUUGGAAGAUGAGCAAAGUAGAAAAGACAUUUAUGAAGUAGUUUCUUGCCAUCCUUCUGAAUCGAAUGAGAAUUCAAAACAAUUUAAUGAAAAGAUACUGCUUGAAGUUGAAAAUGAAGAUUUGCCACUUGCUACAACACCUGAUUAUAGUCAGUCCAUCAGUGAUGAGACAGUCAGUGAUGAUCACUUUCUUACAGUAGAAGAACAGUAUAGACGAGCACUUGAGCAUGAAGAUGAGAAAAUGAAAACGUGGAAAGCAGAGAGAGCCUCACAGAAAAAACAGAAUGAACAGGAACAUGCAAGAAGACUGCAGCAUCUGGAGCAAUUUGAGGCUGAAAGAAUAAAGUUAGAUCUUCUUCAUAAGAAACGCCAGGCUGCAAUAGAAGAUGAGUUACAGAAGGAGGAGGAAGCUUGGAGAGACAAAAUGAGGCAACAUGAGGAAUUGAUCAUGAAGCUACAAUUGCAAAUGGAAGAGGAGAAAAAGGCCUUGGAAGAACAGAAAGCAAAAGAAAGACAGCAACUAGCUGAACGGCAGAGUAUAGCAGCUGUGCAAAUCCAAGCUAGAUUUAGAGCAUUUUUAGUCCGUAAAAAAUAUGCUCCCAUUUUAAAACAAUGGAAAUAUGAAAUAAGAAAGAAGCAGAAAAUACUAGAGGAAAUAGAGGGAGAAAUGAAAGAAAGAGAGGAAAAACUGAACAUGCAAAUGGAAGAAAACAGGUUAAAUAGAGAAAAGGAAAGAAAUAGACAAGAACUUGAAAGACAAGAAUAUUUCAAACAGGUGAGGAAGCUUGUGGAAUAUGAGAAAAAGAAAGAAAGCCUGAAAUUGAGAAAACAACUCCAAAUAACAAGAGAAGAACAAAGAAAAUUAGAACAAAAAAGAGCAGAAGCUGUGAUGAGUGAAAAUGUAGAAAAUAACAGAGAAAACACAAAAAAGGAAAAGACAGAAAAUAUGACACUAAUAAGAGAAGAGAAGGUGGAACUAAAUAAACAAGUAGAGGAGCCAAAAGAAAAGCAUGCUGAAAUGAUGGAUGAAACAAAUAAAUGGAUGAGUCUAGCAGAAAGAAAUUUGACACCAAGUGUGCUAGGCUCUGAGAAGGGACACCCUUCUCAAGUGAAUAAUGAGAACUUAUACAUUAAUUCAGUAACACAAGUAGAAGAAAAUUACUCACAAAUAACUCAUAAAGUUUCAAAUGGUCAUAUUUCAAAGAAUGAAUCUCAUCACUUUGGUGCUAAGGAUAUGGUAGAAAAUAAGGCAAACUGCAUAUGCAGCAGUCCUCCAAAUGUCCAGCCAAAUGCUAAUAACAGAGAAAUUAAAGAUCUAUUUUCUCAGUAUGAAACUGUGAAGAAAACUUUAUUUCUGAUUGAAAAUGCUACUGAAGAUGUCAGAGACACCUGGGACAGUAGUCAAGACGUAGCAGAGUCUCGUAGUAAAGUAAUUUUUCCCGAUGAUAUUGAACAGAAGAGAAUUAACUGGAUGAAGACAUGCAAAUCUUGGUCUAAAAUAUAUGAAGAAAACCAAAGAAAGCAAGCAACUAUAAGAAAACUACUAAGGAAAAGUUCAGUUAGCAAGAUGCCUCCAUUAAGUACAGAAAAGAUAAUUCAUAGUGGCCCUUGGAGUACCUUGCAACAGGUCACAACGCUUACGCUCGAAGAUUUGCCAGCUUGUAGUCUCUCAACCUUAUCUGAAUGUUCAAAUCUUCAAGUUUUGACUCUGAGGCGCUGUGGACUGGUUGCACUCGAAGGACUAAGUAGCUGCAAAGACCUGAAGUAUAUCAAUGUGGAGGAAAACAACAUUCAGGUAAUUGACUGUGCAAAUCUGGAAAAUCUCUGUAUUCUCAUUCUGAAUAAGAACCAUCUUUCAUCAGUUUGUGGCUUAGAUGGAUGCAAAAAUCUCCAAAAUCUUGAACUUUCCUACAAUAGAAUCACUCGAAUUGGUGGUCUGGAGUCACUGAAAAAUCUUCAGCAAUUAAUUAUGGACCAUAAUCACUUAAUCAGCACAAAAGGUCUUUGUGAGGCACCUACUCUCAUUCACCUAGAUUGCUCUUUCAAUCAUCUUGCACAAGUUGAAGGCAUUGAGAAUUGUGGCCUCCUUCAAGUUCUGAAGUUGCAAGGCAAUAAUCUCCAGGAGCUUCCAAGACUGGAAAAUCAUGUUCUCUUAAGAGAACUAUAUUUGGAUGACAAUAGCAUUUCUUCUGUGAGAAUGCUUUCUUUGUAUUGGUUGCCUCUAUUGCAGAUUCUUUUGCUGUCUCAAAAUAGAUUAACUGACCUUGUGCCUUUAAAUUCAUUUUUCUUUUUGGAAAAGCUAGAUAUCAAAAAUAACUGCUUGUCAGAUCUUAAAGAUGUCCAUACAUGGUUUAGUGGCUGCCAUAAACUAAAGGAGUUGUCACUGAGUGGGAAUCCUCUUCUCCAAGAAAAGAACUGGAGGUCUUCCAUGUUGGAGGUCCUUCCUAGUUUACAGUUACUUAAUGGUGAAAUCUUGACCGAUCAUACUUUAUCCACAACUGAAGAAAGCAAAGCAUCCGAAUUAGGAACUUUUCUGGAACUUUGUCAAGUUCAAAUUGAAGAAAAUGUUCAACUGAAAAAAAAGGCUGUUGAAUUGGAAAUUACUUCUUCUAUUGAUUCUGUACUGGGACAAUGCUGGUAUUUUAAUCAGUUGAUGAAACUUAGUAUUAAACAUCGAUAUGUGCAUGAGUAUGGUGAACUAAACAUUACUGACAGAGAUGGACCAGAAGCACUUCAAAAUCACUUAAAGCAAAUAUCCACUGGCUGCCUACAGGAAAAUAACCUCUUUAUCAUGUCUGUGACAGAAAAUAAACAGGUCUUGUUGGAUCCUUCCAAAACAUGGAUUGCUACUGGUGAUAUUCAGGCCACAUUCAUUAACUCCUCUAUACCUGUGCAUCAGAAGGAAAAUGUAGGAGAUCAGAGGGAGAAGCAGAAGAACACUGAAUCUUGUAUUAAUUACAGUGAGGAGAGCAAAGGCAACAAUAACAUGUCAGGCCAACUCACAUUGCAACAGUCAGUGAUAGUAGCAGGUGAUAUGGGAGGAAAUCUCCAGCACUUUGGGAAUGAUACAGAGAGACUACAUAUGGGAGCAUCCUUGAUCCAGCCCUUUUGGCAGCAGUACCAUGCUCAGAGGAAAAAUGAUUGCACUAAAACAGAGAAUCAUCAGUUUGUAGAAGCUUUAAGACAGAAACAUGAAGCUGCCACAGUGAUUCAGGCAUUUUGGAAGGGUUUUCUUUUACGAAAGAAACUGGCCAGUGCUCUUGCAGAUGUUAAAAGUGAUGAAGUGGAAGAUGAAUAUGAAGAAAUUAAUGUGGAUGCUUUCACAUAUUCUGAAGCUGCAUUAGAGAAGGAAUGGCUAACUCUAGAUUCCACCCGUUUCCCUUCAAAAACACUCCUGCUCUCAAACCAGCUGCACUGGCCAAAGAAGUUUUCUAGGCCUUCAGAUUCCAGUGGACAUUCAAAUAGUUUGCCAUUAGCACCACAAGAAGUUUGGCAGUGUGCUAACAGACCACAUUCAUACUCAGCAGAAAAAAUCGAUUUUCAUAGCAGGUCAGGGAAGGAAACAAUGUUACAGCUUUCUAACUGGAAAGAAAAAAAGGAGUUUUUAUUUAUGUCUGAAAAAGAAGAGAAAAUAGCAGAAGAAUGGGGUUUUAAGGAUAUUUCUACUGCACAGCUAGUGCUGAAGAGGGCCCAUAAAAUGAAACCUAAAAAAUACAGUAAUAAAAGUUUAGACCCAGCUGUGCGCCUGGCGUUGUUCAAAAACAAUGAAAAUAAACAUCUCUCUGUGAAACCACCAGGGAAGACACAGCAUAUAAAUGCUGGAUACUUUGAAGUACAGUCACACAACAAGGCAGUACUGGUGAGCACCCAGAGCACUGUAAGGUGUAGUGAUCCAGGACCAGUCAGGUGAAAGCUGAAGAAUCUAUUUGGAAUCCAGGAGAAGGUGAGUAGAAUUAAAAGAUUUUAAAUACAAUUGAAAAUAAGUUAUCUUGGGUUUAGUGACAAUUUUGCUAUAUCAUUGCAUUCUUUUCUCCUGUUUUCUUCCUCUUCUAGCCAGAAUGCUGAAGAAGAGUCUGUUCUGGGACCUGGAUGCCUUAAGGGUGACGAUGUUAUUCAGAUAUUUCUCCAAUUUUAGUGCCUCUUGAUGCAUUCACUGAACCAGAAUAUGGAGAAGUGUAAAGAUUGAAAGAAAGUUUCAAGAACUGUGGUACAAGUUACAGACGAGUUUCUGUAUUUAUUUACAUGCAUUUUCUGUAUUUUCACUGCAGAGACGUACCCAUUUUUCUAGCCUGUGUAUCAAUACCCAUAACUUAGUGCUUCUAAAACAAUUAUCAUUUCAGAAGAGCAGAAAAAUCUUGCUGAACAAAAUAAUGCUUUGGGCUUAAUUUUGUAGUUACAUUAAAAUCUUUCUGUAAAUAUUUUCAUUUAAUACUUUAUUUCUUCAAAUGCUUUAAAAAAUUCUGUUAAGCUUUUCAGUCAGAUUAAUUUUUAUUAAAAUUGUUUAUUUUGUAUGAAAACUACAUUAGGAUCUUUCUUAUAAAACAAGUUCUAUAUAAGGCAGAAAGUGGGUAUUUUGUUCCACUCAAACAUGGCAAUGAAAUUCUAUUCCUUCUUCUUCAUGACAGUAACUGUUUACAGUGAAGUAAAAUCAAGUAAAAAGUAAAAUCUCAGUUCAGCCAGGUUUUUUCUUUUUUUUUUUUUUUUUUUGGUUCACAAAUUCUCAUUAAAGAUUAUGUAAUUUUAAUAGCUGCAUUUAGUCUCUAAGGUUUUAAAAGUCAUAGUAUAAUCAUCUGUUUCCUUCUUCUGGAGUAAAUAGUAUAAGAUUAGCUACUGAAUUUGCUUAAUCUUUAGUGAGAGUUUGCCUUCCUAUUUGAAAUUUAUGAGAUUUCACUCCUCUCUGGAUCAGACCUUAAUGCUCUGUAAAUUCCUGUGCUAUUGGCAGGAGAUUAGCUCAUCAGCUGCAAACAAGCAAAGUUACAAGUCAACAACCAUUUUAACCUGUUGGUAAAGCAAAUUGCACUUUUAAAUUAAUUAGGUAUGGCUGUCUUAAAAGCUGUUGCAAAUAUAAACAGAAUGCAUAUGAGGCAACUUCACCUAUUUGUAAUCAUCAUAAUAUUUAGGUUGUUCUCACCUUUUCAAACAAAUUUUAUAUAUAUGUACACACAUAUGUAAAGACAGUGAGUAGGAGAGUUUGAUAGCAAGUUUAUAUUAAAAGUUUAGUAAAAAGAAACUAAUUUAAACACACCUACAAUAAGCAUAAACUGUUUAAAUUCAAGAUUAGACACAGUUAAAUUAUGUUCACAAAUAGAACUGAGGGGUUUGUGUUCAUCUUCCUACUAAAAAAGGAUUUGAAUAAAGUUCUAAGCAAAAUUCUGUAAAAGAGCAGGAGGAGUCAGGGCUAAUUUAUUCCUUUUUCAGCUGAUUUCUUCAUGCAGUAGGUAAAUAAUUCAAACCUUUUCUGCAUGGAUAGAGAAAACCUGUGCCAUUGAGACUAUAACUGAUCCAAAAUCAAUGUCAGUCCCAUACCUGGGGAUAUGUGUUGAUUUCUCUAUAAUUAUAUACAAUGUCUUGAUUCUUGUUUGUUUUCGUGUGUUUACCAGCUGAAAAUCACAGUUUAAUUAAUGAAGAAAUCUAUACAAAUACUAAGGUCUUUGAGACAUAUGUAUUGAGAAUUAACCUGGGGCAACUCUUAGGCAAAUUGUGGUUUUCUUUUGCUUUUUUUGCCUGACCUUCUCUACAAAUGGAAGGUUGGUUUUUUUUCAUAGAUCUACAAGACACUGGAAUUUCAUAUUGUUUAUUGUCUUCCAUGAUGUAUCAACCAAUUAAAUAUAACUCAAUAAGAAGAAUUAGUACUUUUAUGUCUGUAUUUAUUUAUAGACACUCAUAAGUUUAAUGUUUAUUGUUGUUUUUAAGCUGGAUAUAAAUAUAUAAGAAUUACACACAAUUGGGGAUUAACUAAUUUUAGAUGUAGAGUCUUAAGAAAAAGAAAAGACUAUGAGUCUAUCUGAGACUUUUUUCCCAUUUAAUUAAAUGAACAUUAAAUCAAGUCUUGUUUAUACAAUGUUUGACAUAAUGAUAGGCCUGAUCUUCAGGGCCUAAAACGUAUUGGUUUUGCUAUGAAGUAAAUUAAACAGCAGCCUUGCACUCGGUGUAGACUUUGUGUGUAUAUUUGAGAAUGGAGAAUAGUUCUGCUGUUACACAUUACUGUGCUGACAGAGCUGGGAAUUGUUGUCACACUAUGUUCAUCAAAUACCAAUAGAUAUUUCAGCCAGCAUCAGAAAUUGAGCCAGAAAUAGUUCUACUCAAACAAAA
Messenger RNA from Taeniopygia guttata (zebra finch), 6723 nucleotides. Lineage: Eukaryota; Metazoa; Chordata; Aves; Passeriformes; Estrildidae. The record is from RefSeq and is a predicted model, not a curated record.